Messenger RNA from Castor canadensis (American beaver), 4144 nucleotides. RefSeq names its product transmembrane 6 superfamily member 1 (gene Tm6sf1). Lineage: Eukaryota; Metazoa; Chordata; Mammalia; Rodentia; Castoridae. The record is from RefSeq and is a predicted model, not a curated record. Gene Ontology annotation, cellular component: lysosomal membrane.
CACCUGGCGGCCCAGCACGAGCUGCAGGGAGGUGUCUGCGCGCAGAGCAUGGCUUCUUCAUCCAGACAGCACUCAUACUGAGCCCUCACCAGGAAAGGCAGCGCUUGCCCUUGGUCUGAUCCGGUCUCUGGGUUCAUCUCCCAAAAGGCAGCUCUGGGCAGCCACAUGUUCUGUGCCUGUCAAUAUAGUGCAUGGGGACCCUGUGCUCCUAAGGAAGCGUUAGGAACAGUUCAGUGACGGCCACAGACGCAGGUGUGGGGGACGUAGCUAUGAACGGGCCAGAAAAGGCUGGGUAUGGAAACAGACACCAGCAAAUGUGCUAUGAAGACAGUACGAUAGGUGACUAGGAAGGGGACUAGUGGUCAGUGGAGGCUCUUUGGAGGAGGUGACUCUUUAUUUUUGGUUACUGCAAGAUCUGAGGACUGAGCCUUUGCACACAGAGACAGGAGCAGUGCAGGGGAAGGGUUGCAUUGCAGCAGAGAGGGUUUGAGAAGGUUUGGGCCCCAGCCCAGGGGAAGGUGGUGAGGACAUUUUUGAGUGCACACAUCAGAUGGAUGGCUGUGCGUUACUGACCACACAAUUUGUUCCAGCCAUUCUUCCCAUCCUACUGUGGGUUAAAAUCCCAGUGGUCCAUGGCUCCUCCCUCCUCUUUCUCCACGCUCUUCUUUUGUCCCCUUCCCCACAAGUCCCCACAGACUGGUAUAGUGUCGGCUUCCUCCUUUCCCUUCUCUCUGGCGCUGGCCCUCUCUGACUUGGAUUGUGGCAAAGGCUCCUCCAGUAUGCACCACCCCCCCAGCCCCCUGUUCAUCUUUGAGCCUCAGCCCACCACACUAGUGCUUCAGCUGCACCCCUGAACACCCUACACCCUGGGUGCCUCCUGCCUCCCCACCUUUCUCUUUGCUGACUUUGCUUUAGACUCAAAGUCGAAUGUUGCCUCUCCUUUGGGUAGACCCUCCCUCCAAGUGAGAGAGCUCUGUCAGCCCAGUGACUGUGUGACUAGGGUGUCCCUCCCAGCUGCAGCUCCCUUGGCACUGCCCUGCCCAGCCCUGUGCACAGUAGCUUUCCUGUCUCCCCACUCCCUCUGGUACUGGGGUUUGAACUCAGGGCUUCAUGCUUGCUAGGCAGGUUCUCUACCAUUUGAGCCACUCGAGAUGGGAUCUCAUGAACUGUUUGCCUGGGCUGGCUUUGAAUCUUGAUCCUCCUGAUCUCUGUCUCCCGAGUAGCUAGGAUUACAGGCGUGAGUCACCAUACUCAGCUAUGCUUACUUUCUUAAUGUCAGCUGCUUUCCCACCAGGCUUUGUACAAAAAUGAGGAAAAGAAAAAACAAAUGGGUUGGGGGGUCAGGAGAACAUUAGGGCAGUCUCUCUGUCUUGUAUACACCCACAGCUCUCAUCUAUGCCUGCCCCCUCUCAGUAGGUGUCUGUUCAUAAAAGGACAUCAGUAACCCUCUCCCACCUCCCAGGACUGAAAACCUUUCCACCUUUGGGUUAGUUGCAACCCCCCAGUCCCUGUUAGACUCAUUUCUGCCUGUUUUGAGCAGGUGCUGCACUUGGCUGUCCAGGAGGGUCUCUAGGGACAGUGUUGGGAGGCAGAGGUGACCUGCCGCCCUAGUUUCCACUCUUUUGAAAGGACGCUGUGAACCAGUUCACAUUCCCUUCUCCAGUUCCAGAAGCUCACGGCCCUGCGGCCCUGCUGCACUGUGAGCUCAGCUCAGACCUUGCUGCCCGCAGGGAAGGGGCUGCUGCCGCCCUGCACCUGCCUCAGGACACUUGCAUUAAAUCCCCUCCAGCUUACAGGGCACGCCCCACCUCUCACAUCCCACUGGAUGCUUCAGCCCAGCGCCAUGGCCUUGACCCAGGUCAGCUUGUACCUUUGGGAGGAGCCUGGCCCAUCCCUGAUGUCCACAACCAUCCUCUUUCUUAUCACAGAUUCCAUCCAUCCAUCCAUCAUCUACCUCCCUACCCAUCACCCAUCAACUUGUCCACCCGUCCAUCACCUAUGUCUAGCUGUCUGUCUGUCUAUGUAUCAUCUGUCUGUCAUCCAUCAACCUAUUAACUCAUCCAUCUUAUCCAUCCAUCACUCCUCCUAGGGGAUAUGGUGAAGAUUUUCCAAAGAUCCUACUGCCAGGUGGUGGUGGUAUGGAGAGGUCUCAGCCGGAGUGCUGCUUCUGGAUCUGAGGGGAUGUGAGGAGCUUCUGGUGUAGCAGGUAGUCAGAAUGAGCCAGGUCUUUGUCUAGAACUGGAAGCUCUAUCAGUGCUGGAGGCAUGAGAGGUUGAAUAUCUCUGUAGGACUGGAGGUGACUUUAUGGGUGGUGGAGGUCAGAGCCCAUCAAGAUAGGUUCCUCUUCCUGUAGAUGGGGGUUUCUUUUGUUCAUCUGUUACCCCAGGACCUACAACAGCGCCUGCCACGUCGGGCUGCACAGUGCACUCCUUCCCUCUGGAAGGUGCGUGCAGUCACUACAGUCACUGAUGCUGCCCAGUGCCUGGACAAUCGUGGGGGCUGCUGCCCUCGCCCUGCUCCUGGUGGCACUGUUGACGCGUGUCCUCGUCAAAAGAAAACCGCCCCGGGACCCACUCUUCUAUGUGUACGCGGUGUUUGGCUUUACCAGCGUGAUAAACCUCAUCAUAGGACUGGAGCAAGAUGGCAUCAUUGAUGGCUUCAUGACUCACUACCUGAGAGAGGGCGAGCCGCACCUGAACACCGCCUACGGGCACGUGACCUGCUACUGGGAUGGCUCCGCCCACUAUCUGAUGUACCUGGGGAUGGUGGCAGCGAUAGCGUGGGAGGAAAGUUACAGAACCAUUGGCCUGUACUGGGUUGGAUCCGUUAUAAUGAGCAUUGUUGUUUUUGUGCCUGGAAACAUUGUAGGGAAGUACGGAGCACGACUUUGCCCUGCGUUUUUCUUGAGCAUACCGUACACCUGCCUUCCUAUCUGGGCCGGCUUCAGAAUCUAUAAUCAGCCAUCGGAAAGUUACAACUAUCCCUCAAAGGUAGUUCAAGAAGCCCAGGCAAAGGACCUGCUGAGAAGGCCCUUGGAUCUGCUGUUGGUCAUGUGUGUCCUCCUGGCGACUGGAUUUUGCCUGUUCAGAGGCUUGAUUGCUUUGGAUUGUCCAGCUGAGCUCUGCCGAUUAUAUACGCAGUUUCAAGAGCCCUACCUAAAGGAUCCCGCUGCUUAUCCCAAAAUUCAGAUGCUGGUGUACAUGUUCUACUCUGUCCCUUACUUUGUGACUGUGCUCUAUGGCUUGGUGGUCCCUGGAUGCUCCUGGAUGCCUGAUGUGACACUGAUUCAUGCUGGAGGUCUGGCUCAGGCUCAGUUUUCUCACAUCGGUGCCUCCCUUCAUGCUAGAACUGCUUAUGUCUACAGAGUCCCUGAAGACGCCAAAGCCCUUUUCUUAGUGCUGAAUGUGGCAUAUGGAGUUCUUCCUCAGCUCUUGGCCUACCGCUGUAUCUACAAACCAGAGUUCUUCAUAAAAACAAAGACAGCUGAAAAAGUGGAGUGAAAGUAUGGUUUCAGGCCCUUCUUCCGCAUCAUGGCAGUGGUUACACUGGUGCCGGCCCAUCUCGCUCCCUUCCCUACAGGAACGCUUACAAAGACACAAAUUGUUGCUGUGUACCAUGUGUGGGUGAAGAUACCAUACUGUGCGAACAAAUUUUUUUUUGAUGGAAAACCAAAGUUAUUCAGAAACAGCUUGUUUAAAAGAAACACAUGAAAAUUAGCUGGAGUGAUCCCGAACAGCUAUCUGAAUAUUCUGUUUACACAUAUUAAAUAAAUGUGUGAAAAAUCACAGGUUUUUUUUUUUUUUGCCUAUACUAGUGAGCAUAAAAAUGAAACUACUGGGGAGUAAGCCUGGCCUGUGCAUAUAGCACGGAUUUCAUGAUUUCUGCAUAUGAACUGUGUGCAUUGUCAACCUCAGUGUAGAGAAAAGGCAGAUCACCACAUAUUUGAAGACUGUUUUCCCAAGUAAAGUCCACUAUUAACUGCUUUUUAAAAAUUACUUUUACUAAAAUAUUUUGUGUGAAUCUAAAUAGCUAAAGUGAGAAAGAUAAACUUUACCAUUACUUUUAAUGAAUAAUUGUUUUACUAGUGGUUGGAAAUAUUUCUAUUGAAUUUCUGUGUAUAUUUUUAAUAAAAUUAUUUUUGGCC